AUGAUACAAAUAACAAUAACCAUAGCUGCAAUAACUAACAAGACAAAAAAGGAAACAAUUUACAAGUGGGGUGAAAGUAGUAAAGCACUCAUGGGUAGCUCACUAAUGAAAAGAAGAGGAUGGGAUGCAAUUGGAGUUACAGCUUCAACUUAUGAACAGGCACAUGAAUUUGUGAAUGAAUUGAAUGCUAGAAAAUGUACUGGUAUGAUCAAUGAAAAUUGUAUCAUUGUACCUAUUCCCGAUCCAGUCACAUCAAACACUGAUAAUAUUCCGAUUGAUCAGAUCAAGUAUCUCAACUUUACACGUAUUGGUAGUGGUACAUCUACGUUGAAUUCAUUGGUGACGAUUGCAGACAAGUUGAGUGGGUUGGCCGGUCGCUCAUUCAUCGAUAUCGAGGUGGUCAAGAACUCUAAAAUACUGUUGCUUCACAUUGGUGGUCUCUUUCAUCACAUGACACUUGUCAACCUUUGCUCUAAAGCAUUCACAUGUAUGGUGGUUGACAAGUAUCCACUCAGACGUAUUCACUCUGGUAUCGGCGGUACACAAUGUCCAACUGUUGACAGCGGUGGCGGCGGUUCAAGUUCAUCAUCACUCUAUGGACUAAACAACAAUGAGAUCAAGGCUAAACAAGAAACUUGUAGAUUAGAGAUGUCGACUGCUUCAGCUGCCACUGCUGCGAGGGCAGCUGACGACGACUAUGCUGAUGAUCCAGCAUGGGAUGUUGCUGAUGUCUACCCAUUGUAUCCAAUUGACAUACUACUCAGUAACCUCAAUCGCAUUGAACGAUACAUUGACGCUGGAAUGAUUGUUGCUAGUACUGAAUCAUUGGUUCUGCUCGAAAAUGAUGUCAUGGACAUUCAAGUGGGUGGACGUAUGUGGAACAGCGAAGGUAUUCAAACGUUGGUUAUACCGGUCGACGCCGAAGUUGCAACACGUCACAUUGCCGUAAAGACUGAUGCAUUUGGUGUCAUUCAAGAGUUUGGUAAUAAAUUCUCAGAGACUGAGCUACGAGACAAAGAAUUUAUAUUUCGAGAAACCAACACCAAAACACAACAACAAGAGGAAAAGGUGAUGGUAUACACCAAUAUCAUUAGAAUGUGUCCAAAAUCGGUAGAGAAACUUCUCUAUCUCCAAUCCACAACUCCCUUCAACUCUUGCACCACGUUGGCACUCGAUAAUGGUGCAUCGCUACUCAAAUUCUCUGUCUAUCCAGAAAUAUUAGAAGUAAUGAGUCAGAGUCAAAAACUAGUAUCCUAUCUCUCACUGACUCCUCAUCAUUAUAAUCCAAGUUUUGUCUUGGAAAUGGCACGUCAAGUAUUAUGGAAAACCUUUCGUUCAACUCCUCUAACAGCCAUAUCAGUUAAAGGUCACUAUUCAUUUUUAAAAGAUGCUGGUGAUUUAUUAUCAUUUUUAAAAUAUCAAAAGGAAAUAGUUGAAGAUAUUUUAAUUAAAAAGGUAGUACAUUCAUAUAUUGAUAAUAAGAAUCCAAUUGAUGGUUGUGUAUUGUCGGGUAGUUGGAGUGUCGGAAAGGAUUGUGUCAUUCUAGGUGUAAGAGAGUCGUUUUGUGGAGCACACUUUGCCGAUCGUAUGACCAUCUCAGAGGUUCAACUCAAAUCACCUUGGAAUUCAAAACCAAAACAUUGUAAAUCUAUCAAUCAAAUUGGAGGUAUUGGAGGAUUACAAAACAAGAAAUCAACAACAACAACAACAACAACACCACACACAAGUGAUAUUGGAGGUAUUGAUAAAUUGAUUGAAAGUUCAUUUGACAACAACACUACCAACAAUAUAACGAGUGACCAUGGGUCAAAAACAAUCAUGGGUAUUUCGUCGUCUGAAAAUAGACCACGUGUAUUGGUGAUUGUAGGUAUUGACGAUAAUAUCGAUCUCCUCUACACUGACCCCAAAGCAACAAUAGCCAAUCAGAAAUGGGACGAUUUCUUCACAUCGUCUGGUAUAUCGCCCGACGAACUUUGGCCUCCCAACUACCCAAGACUAUUGCGUUCAGCUCGUCUCUUUCCAGUGUUGUCAGUGUCUGGUGACGAGGACAUGUUGGAGAGUGCGUUGUGGAUACAAGAUCUUACCAAAAAACCACCCCUCUCGGUGAUUGGACGGUGGAAGGCAUCCAAGAGAAUGAGUAUUGCCGAUAUUACGGGUGAGACUACUCUUAUUGCAGAGACACGAGUGAAAUACCUCCAGCGGACAGCCACCCUUAGUGCGUCGGUACAACAAUUACCCCGUGACCAAGUGUGUCAGCUGCAGGAACAAUUGGAACACUCGAAUCGUGUCGAGGGUGAUGUGGCAGCAUCGUUUCUUUGGCGUAGAGUACUCUCGUUUCGAAUCGAUAUGAUGAGGGUCAAUUCAGUGUACUCUGAGAAUUGGAGUCGCCAAUGCCUGGAUAUCUACUUUCUCAAGUGGAGUAGAAUGCGUGACCAUACACUCGACUCUGCAUUGCAGGCUAUGGACCGUAUCCUCAUCACCACACCGUCUCACGUCGUACCUCGUAUACUAUCCAAUAUGAGUGAUCUCAUGGCCAUUUGGAUGGCUGGAAGGGGUGGUAUUCGCACAGGACCCGCUCAUCACAGCAAAUGGUGCGAAGCACUAUUAUCAUUCUCUCGUGGUGAUGAAAAGGCUGGUAUUCUCAAGCUGACGAGUGAGCGCGCCAACUGGCUAGACACAUGCGAGAAUGUGAUUAUUGCUGCCAGACAUUAUGACGCAGCUUGUCAAAUACUCAUUAAAAACGUGGUGGAUCGGUCCCCAUCCACUACCAAGCCGCUAGACAGCGGUCCCGUACCGAUCGAGAAAUGGGUGCGUGUCGAGACACCGGGCCGACUGGAUCUUGGUGGGUUCUGGACAGACUUUGCGCCCAUGUCGUAUGAGCAGGGUGGACGUGCUGUCACGGCCGCCAUCCACAUUGACGGCGUUGCACCGUACGUAUGUCGUGCCAGACGUAUCAGCGAACCAAUCGUCAUCUUUUCGUCUGCUCAAUCUGGCUCUCCACUAGUACUCCAAAGAUUCGCCGACUUUACAGAUUUCAAGCGACCUCUUGCACCCUAUGCAUUGCUGAAAGCUUGUUUUCUUCAGGUUGGUAUUGUCAACCCUCCAUGGUCUGUUUAUAAUUCACAUGCUGCGACUAUAACCGACCCUACUACAACUACAACAACAACAACAACAUCAACACCACCUUCAACAGGUGACAUUGACCAAGAUGCAGAUAUAUUAAAGAAUCUAAGAGAUUUACAAGGUAGACAAAGCAAACAAACACAGCAUCACAAGAGACACCAUGAAUCAUUAAAACAACAGUUGGAAAUAGUCGGUGGUUUGGAGGUGGAGAUAUCAUGCCCGCUGCCGUACGGCAGUGGAUUGGGAUCGAGCUCGUUGCUGGCAGCUAGCGUGCUGACUGCGAUUGCGCGAAUCUAUGGUGUCGAGUUUAUGUCACCGUCGCAUUUGGUGCAUGCGUGUACCAAGGUUGAACACAUGAUGACUACGUGUGGAGGAUUCAGCGACUCGCUUGGAGGUGUCGUCGGAGGAUUGACACAUGGGUGGAAUGAAAAGAUCGAUAUUGCAAACCUCACCAAAUCCAAGCAAGAGUGUAUCAAUGUCCAAUACUACAACAUUCAACUGACACCUGACCAAAUGGGACAUAUCGGACGUCACAUGCUCCUAGUCAACACCAAUCGCCCACGACUCAACCCUCAAGUGACCGAAGCGAUCAGAGGAUUCCUAGCGAGAAAGAAGUCUACCCUCGACGCAAUAGAAUCCAUUGCAUCGCAAACCGAUGACAUGCGAAAGGCUAUACAGAGUGCUGAUCUAGCCGAGAUUGGUCGACUACUCACAAAAUACUGGCACACCAAGAAACAAGUAUCGACAGGAUCCAAGCUACCCGGUUUUGUCAUGGAUUUGGAAAAGAUUAUACAUGACCAGAUACACGGCUACUCUGCAGUUGGUGCAGGUGGAGGUUUCCUCUUACUCAUCACCAAAGAGCACAACGACGUAGCACGUCAAAACAUCCUACAACUUUUAGCAGCCCAUGAACUCGACCAUCAAUACGAUUCCAACACCUAUAGCAACAUCACCCUCCAUAUUCCAUCUAUUACAAAUAAUGGUAUCACUUUAAAUUAUGAAGAUCAUUCUGGUGAUCCACAAAUAAUUAAAAAAUAUCCUAGAAAUAAUAAUAAUAAUAAUAUUAAUAAUAAUAAUAUUAUUAAUAAUAAUAAUAAUCGCUCUUUAACAACUCUUUUCGUCAUGUCAACAACUACUGAACAACAACAACACAGUAAUAAUAAUAUACAUACUAGUAAUACUACAGCUAAUAAUACAACAACAAAGAUGAACGCCGCCGCAGCAGACAAUGCUCUUACUCACCAAGCUCCAGCUGACAAGUUAUCUUGGUUCCAAAAGAUUCAAAAGAAGUUCACUGUACCUCCACCACCAAAGACAUUAAAGGAUGCCUUAAAGAGAGAUUAUAUCCUCGUUGGAGGUGCAUUUGCAACUUUAGGAUUCUUAUCAUCAGGUGUAUACAACCAUAUGAGAGGUGGUAAUCAAAUCACCACCAACAAGUUACUUCGAGGCAGAAUUUAUGCUCAAGCAGCUACUGUUGGUAUCAUGUGUAUCUAUGCAUUCACCUAUCAAGCCGGUUUGGACAAGGACGCCGCUGAAGAAGCCAGAAAGAACCAAAAGAUCAUUUUAACAUAA
This is a messenger RNA of Cavenderia fasciculata, 4695 nucleotides long. RefSeq names its product L-fucose kinase. Lineage: Eukaryota; Evosea; Eumycetozoa; Acytosteliales; Cavenderiaceae. The record is from RefSeq and is a predicted model, not a curated record. Gene Ontology annotation, molecular function: ATP binding; fucokinase activity. The coding region runs from base 1 to 4695 and encodes 1564 amino acids. Gene Ontology annotation, biological process: GDP-L-fucose salvage. The transcript has 8 exons.